Mya arenaria is the source of this 4572-nucleotide messenger RNA. RefSeq names its product blood vessel epicardial substance-like. The coding region runs from base 84 to 1310 and encodes 408 amino acids. The record is from RefSeq and is a predicted model, not a curated record. Gene Ontology annotation, molecular function: cAMP binding. NCBI's taxonomy places the organism in Eukaryota, Metazoa, Mollusca, Bivalvia, Myida, Myidae. Gene Ontology annotation, cellular component: sarcolemma. The transcript is spliced from 9 exons.
CUACCCUUCAGCCUCUGCAGCAACCCAAAACCAAAACGCAAAAAAAACUUUUUUAGUCCAUAGGUGAUGAGGGAGAUAGAGCAAUGGAGAAUGCCAGCGUUGUGAGUUUGGUGGAGGAUGCUCAGUUUGCUAAUGACUCUCUUAUUACAACCCACUAUUCCAGCCAAACCUUUGGCUGUCAUGCGUGGAAAGUCCCCCAUCAUCCAUUAUUUCAGGUUGCAAAUGGUGUGCUGUUUCUCGGCCUACUCUGUCCCAAUGUAAAGCAUGGACUUCUAGCCCUGCAUGGGCUAUUUGUGUUUGGUUUCCUACUGAUGUCUGUUUGGUCAUGGGUGAUUCUGUGUGCUCCAGACUAUUUUUCUUGGAACUUUGCCUUCAUGAUGAUCAAUGUGGUGCAGACAUUCCUGCUGCUUUACCAUCUGAAACCUAUACGGUUUGAGGAAGAUCUGGAGAGGCUAUACAGAGCAGUGUUUGAGCCCAUGAAUGUCUCUAGACGUCUUUUUAAGAAGCUAACAGACGAGAACUUCUGCAUCCUGUCGACCCUGUAUGAGGGGGAUGCCUAUGCCAUUCAGGCAAUCACUAAGACUGACAGACUUGGAAUGCUGUUAACUGGAACGAUGAAGGUUUACAGCCAUCAAAACCUGUUGCACUAUAUCCAGGAGACUGAGUUUAUAGACUCGCCAGAGUUUGAGAGUAGUGUCACUGGAGAUGAGAAGUUUCAGGUGUCAGUGUAUGCAGGGUCAUUGUGCAGGUACAUGUACUGGCCUCGUCAAUCCCUCGAGUACCUGCUCAUGAAAGAACCUUUCCUGGCCACUGUACUUAACACGAUCCUGGGACGAGACAUCACCAACAAGCUAUAUGCCCUCAACAGCAGAGCCAAGGAACCAGGGGCAUGUAAGCACAGUGACCCAUCCGCCCCCUCUCAGGGGAGUGCAGAUGGGAGGGAGGGGGACCUGAGACGCACCCUGGCCCAACUGUCUCCACACCAUGGUAACAUCCCUGCGGGCCACAGACGAUCCACUGCAGGCGAGGUACCUGUUGACUGUUUGCAGGAGGAGGUGGAGGAAAGUGAUGAAGCCUCCGACUCUGAUGUAGAGAUGAACCUAUUGAGCGUUGAAGACAAGGUGAACAACCACUCCCGAUCCUCACCCGUUCAGGCCCUGAUAGGGGUGAUGCCCGACACGUACCCCAUCCAUGGGAUAUCCCCACCCGAUAUCUGUCUUGCCCACGGAGAGCCACUGCCUGGGUGUCACCUGAAUCUGGGCUCGGAUAGCCCCCAGGUGCGCUUCAACAUACAUGGAAGUACUGGAUAGACCAUGGACUCGUGGUGAGAACUUAGAAGGGAGGUGAUUCAUAAGUAUGUUUAAAUAAUAUAGUUAUCUUAUAAAUACAUUCACCAGAACUUUGAAUUUUGACAUAAGGCGUGCCCAUAUGAUAUUGUAUCAGUCUAAAGGAUUGUUAUUUGUUGAUUAAAAAUAUUUGCAUGUAUUUUGGAUGACUAUAAAUCUAAACUAUGUGUUUGAGGUUGAUUUAUUUGAGAUUUAAAAUUUGUUCGCUUUUUUAACCACAAAUAAGCAUAAUAUCAUUUCAAGUUUUUAAAGCCAAUAAAAAAGCCUACUUUAUACAAACAUGUAUUUUAUCUAUUAUCUUUAUUGUUACAAUAUUAUAUUUGGGUGCGGUGGGGGUUUCUGGCCUAGAGGUGUUUUUGGAGAGAUUAUCUGAAGUUUGAAUGGAUAGUUUUACGACCAGGAUGGUAAGCAUCACUUGGAGAUUUGAAGGAAUAUUGGUUAGAAGAGUUUUCAAUGGACAAACUCAUGUUUUUUCUCCUUUUGUUGUUAAAAGUACAAUACAUAAUCUAAUUAACUACUUGUAUGUUGUAUGCUUUUUUACUUGAUAUCAUGUUAAACUUUAAGUUUUAACAAUUAGCUGUUUAAGUUUGUAUAUUGUACUAUUGAUGGUAUGUGAGAAAAGUUCUUCAUUGCCAACAAAAACAAGGUUUGAAGAGGGAUACAGUCGUUCCCCGUUGGCUCGAACUCGCUUGACUCGAAUCCUUCAUUUGCUUGAACUGGAUCUAAAGGACUGAUUUCUUUAUACCGAAUAUAAACAUUUCUGCUUGUCUCGAAUGUUUCGAGGCUCGAGGGCUUUUUUUGCGGGUCCCUGGGAGUUUGAGCCAACAGGGUUUGACUAUAUAGCAGUCACCAUUGGUCGGUCAGGCGGGCAGUCUGUUGUAAAAAGUUUGUGAAAAAAAAGGUUGGGUGAAAAACUUUUGCAAUAGUCAGGAAAUCAAAAUUUGUUUUUGGUUCAUACAUAUCCUUUAUUUAACUCUUAAAUUCCCUGCAUUGUUAUGCUUGGAAAUAUGGACAAAGAAAACAUCAACAUUGAUUCAGGGAGAGGCACACUUGUGCGGUACAAGUCGCAUAAAGACUUCAUGCAGAAGUGGUUGAAGGAGAGCAUUGUACUAUAGAAAAUAAAGAGUUAAGGGAAGGAUUUGAAUGCUAUAUUUCUUAAGGAAUAAGUACAGUUAUUUUUUUUGUUAUCCGGUACUCUUAAUUAUGUAAUUUAUGCAAGAUGAAUGGAUAUAACAUGGAUGUCGAAAAAAAAUAGUGCAGUUUAAAACUAUGAAAUAAAAACACAAAAUAGUCAAUGUUUAUACAUGCAUGAUAAAAUAUUAUUAUUAAUUGAUCAUUUAGCUUUUUCUAAUCUCAAAUAAUCAAUAGUAAAAAUUCUUAUUCCGAAAACUAUACUGGAAAUUAUCAUAAAUCGUCUAUUAUGAUAUAUAUUUUUGUAUCAUUUAUAUUUGAGUAUCUUCCUGAAAGCAUCCUGUGUCAAGGUGGUGUGUACUGGGUAGUGGUUUUCAAAACACAUGUUUGUUGCGUUACUUUACAUGCACUUGUUUUUUUUUGUGAAAAGUGAUUUCUCACAGGACUGAAAUAAAUGAUGAUAAUAGGAUGAUAAAUGUACUCAAGAGAUCAUCUACAUGUAGCUCAGAUGUGAAGAGUUUUGUUAACGUGAAAAUGUGAAAUACACGGUGAAAAUACAAAAUAGUAGAGAGUAGGGCUUGGGCAUUUGUGAUAUGGUUAAAAAUCCUAGAUUCUAUAAUUACAAAUGUUAUGUUUUGAAAAAAAAAUCUUGCCAUUGAAUUGUUAAUGUGCCAUUUAAAAUUUAUGAAAGCUUUAUUUGUCUCAACAUUGUGCAUUGUGUUCAUGUAUAUUGGUAUUUAUUAAGCCAAAACUGUUGUUAUGUAGUUUAGUAUCAGGCUUUUGCCUUUGACAUUAUAUUUAUUAAUUUUUGUCAAUAGUCUUUACUGAAUCUCGAGCAUAAGUAUGUUAUUGUCUCUAGUUUUCAUGUGAAUGUAAACAGUUUAUUGUUUAACUAGCAUGGCAUUUAGGUCACUCACUGCUACAAUAUUUCAGGUUUUCAAUCUUGAAAGGUUAUGGUUUAUAUAUGAUAUAUCAGUACAAUUGGAGCAUUUAUACUUCAUCCUUAUACUUAGAAGCUUGUCUUAAAGGGGGGGGGGGUGGCGUUGCUUUGAUGUAGUCUAUGUCGUUGUUGGUGUCAGCGGCAUCACUGUACACAAAUUUAAACUUUGGCCAUACAUCAGAAAUUGUUUAAAGAUAUUCCACUGAAAUUUGUUGCCAGGGACAAAAUAUACAUUUAUAGCAAGGCCUAUCAUUCUGGCUUUAAUAACUGUCAAGUACUGCCCCUUGUUUGACAGAGAAAUAAACAGAUGGGCGUUGGUUUUGCUCUGUGGCCCUCUUGUUAUCUAUUUGGAUAUAGAACCCUCAACCCUUAGUAUUUAUCUUAAGCAAUUUCAAUCCCAUUAUCAUGAUAAAUUACUAACUUUUGAUCGUUAAAAUUUGUUCACCUUUUGUAUGAUUUGUCACUGUUGCAGACACUCGAUGUUAGCUCUUUUUAAAUUUGUCUGGGUAUUUUAACUAAAGCAUAACCUUGGUGUCACAGUGGUAUUUGCAGCACGUUAAAACUUUAAUAUAGGUCUGGUCAUGUCUUCAUAAGCAUUUCAGAUAUUGUGACGAAGUUAUGAAACUUUACACAAAUGUUAAUAAUUGCAGCAUGUGUAUACUUGAGGGUCAACACUCAGAAAAUGUAGUAAUGUUUAUUAUUGCUUACUCAAAUAUUUAACAAUUAUCUUUACAAUGCAACUUGUACAAUGUCAUGUGCCAUAUUUUUACAGAUAUUAAACUGUAGCUUUAAUUUGGGCAAUAACAUAUAUUUCCACGUAAACACAAUAAUCCAAAAUGCGAAACACAUGUAUGUGAGCUUGUACAUCAGUAGCUAUUAUAAAUGUAAAUGAUGCAAUAGAGUUUAAUGUGUUUUGCAAAUUUACCUUUAAACUUGAAUAUAAGGCUCGCCAAUAUUUGUAUUUAAUAUGCUCCUUGUGCUACAGUGCAUGACUUUCUAAGCCUACACAUACAUCUCCACUUUAUCAGUUUCAAUCCGUUCAGAUGGUCAUAUGGAUACUAAUUUCAUUAUUAAUUUAUUUUAAUCAUUUACAUAUAAGUGUAUUUAUAGUUGUUGUUGUUGUUGUUGUGCGGCUUGAGGAUAAUAAAAAAAUAA